AUGGAGAUUCCAGAGGAUUGUGUCGAGUUCUCAGUCGAUGCUUUCCGCACCCGGGUUGACCUUCUGCAGAGGAUGGAUGAAUCUCCUCACCUCUUUACUCUCUGCGACAACGAAUCACAUGGGAGUAUGAUCAAGGACGAAAAGGCCCUUGUCGUCAAAGGUAAGGGGCUUGAAGGGGUGGCGACUUGCUCCAACUGCCACUCGGCCUUUUACUGCGAUCCCAUUUGCCAGAAGGAGGACUGGACACGACGGCACAAAGCGCAAUGUUCAGCAAUGCGGUCGCGCUACAUCGAGAACGAAUCUAUCAACGCGGGGCUCUCCUAUCAAUAUCGUCUCUUCUCCAUUCAGUUGACUCUAUUGACUCUCGACGGAAUCGAGGACGCUACCGUCACACGGGGCAAGUCGCGUGUCCCGUCAUCCGACACUAUGGCUAUGGAGCUCAUAAAUGACAACGCCAAUUCCCAAAGUGGUCACCCCGCUCCUCACAGCGGCACAGCCUCUAGCCCGUCAGGCUAA
Coprinopsis cinerea okayama7#130 is the source of this 516-nucleotide messenger RNA. RefSeq lists its product as hypothetical. The record is from RefSeq and is a predicted model, not a curated record. The coding region runs from base 1 to 516 and encodes 171 amino acids. The transcript is spliced from 3 exons. NCBI's taxonomy places the organism in Eukaryota, Fungi, Basidiomycota, Agaricomycetes, Agaricales, Psathyrellaceae.